Macaca mulatta (Rhesus monkey) is the source of this 3014-nucleotide messenger RNA. The record is from RefSeq and is a predicted model, not a curated record. NCBI's taxonomy places the organism in Eukaryota, Metazoa, Chordata, Mammalia, Primates, Cercopithecidae.
GUUAAAAAGGAGAAGUGAAAGGUAUGCAAAUGACAAGCAAAUUGGAAGAGCCGGGAAGAAAGGCAGCUAUAAUAAACAAGACAAAGAGAAAGGACGAGGGGACCGGCCCCGGAGUUUUAGCCGGGGAAGAUCAGAAGAAUGGGGUUUGGCGAAAAGCGGGGAUCUGCACGAACAAAAAAGCGACCCGGUCCCCCUCGCGGUCCUCUCUCCUGAGAAGAGAGAGCAGGAGAAAGAAGGAAAGGGAGCAAACGCCUCCUCACACCCCAGAAACAGUACACAAAAGAGAGAGGAAAACACGCGCGCGCACACACGGUGAUAUCUUGCGGGUGAUGAAUAUGAUAAUUGGACAAGAGACGGUGAGUCUGUGCGACAGCGAUCGAGCGAGCGGGGCGAGUGGGAGAGGGAGAGGGGAGAGAGAGGCGGGCAGGGAGGGGAGACGAGAGAAGAGGAGCAGGGGAGAGGCGAGGAGAGGGAAGAAGAGGAGAAGAAAAGAAGAGGAGCGAAGGGAAGAGGAGAGAGCAGGAGAGGAGGAGAGAGAAGAGCGUAGGAGAGGAGAGAGCAGCAGAGGAGGAGAGAGGAGAAGGGUAAAGAAGAGAAGAGGAGUGAAGCGGAGAGGGAGCAGGCGGACCCGGCGAGAGCUCUUUUGCGCCGCUCUGCUUUCUCCGGCUGCAAUGGUGUAUUAUUUCAGAGCGCUCCCUCAGCUGAGGGCUCCGCUCCACAACAAGAUUUACUUUAAGACACAGCUGAAGGAAACAGGAAGACUGCACGUCACAGUCUAUCUGACGUACCCGGCCCCAGCACCCAAUCGCGAGGCGCCUUCGGAUUCAAGGGGGGAUAGCAAGGCAAGAGAACUUGGGAGAAAAAAAAAAUAUAAAAGGGGUGGGGGUGAGGGGCUGGGAAGAGAGGAGGGGAGAGGGGCCCUGAGCUCCCCCUCCCCGGCCUCCAUCUCCGGCCCCCACCCCCACCCCCGCCCUGCCACUGCUUCGGGACGACUGGAUCGCCGCGCCUGGGCCGGAGCGAGCCAUCUGCGGGCUCUAUGCAAAGCGGGAGACGGCGCGAGCGGCGCCCGGCUCACACUCGCUCUUCCAGGACGCAGACUCCCCCCAUGCGUCUAUCAGGGAAACAACACAGAGGAGCGCAUACACACCACUCACACCUCCAACUAUUGACUGUUGUAUCAAGUGUUCUAACCGGGAUGUGACAGUUUAGUCUGGGAGCAGAAAUAACCAACAUGCCCAUUAGACACAGGAUGGAAUAAUGCUUCUAUUGGUUGGGUCCCUUCGAGAGAGAACCAUUCUCUGCUUUCAAUAGGACAGAAGAGCUCCUUGGCACUGCAUGCCUCCGGGUCUGGUUGAGAGAGGAAUGGUUAGGAGACUGUUCUGAGGAUACGCAGACAUCAUCCAAAGCUUCCUACAUUCAGAUGAGGACAGAGGUUGGGCCAGAGCAUGGCAUGCUUGUUACCUAAGGACGGUUCUGACCAUGUGAGCAAAUCACAGAAGGGUCCCAUGGGAACAGAAAGUUUUGAGGGAGUUUACUGUUUGUGCAAGAUGACUGGUUGGGUAAAGAAGUCCAAAGUUUUUUAUCUGCAGAACAAAUAAAGCCUGGGCAAAGGGUGGCUAUGGUGCUUCGCAGGACCAACUGAGUCUCCCAACGUCGCUGGUAGCCAGCGGAUGCAGGCUGUAACUCUCGUCUUGGUACUAUGUCUUGAAAACACAGGUGUCCUGUCCUGGAACUUUAGGAAGUAGUGCAGAUGCUUCGUUGUCAUUAGCGUCAACCAUGGUAACAUAAUUAUUAUGUACAGUUAAAGGCGAAGGGCAAUGUUUAAGAACAUCAAAUAAUCCUUUUCAUAGUUGGAGACAAGCAGAGUAGUCUGGAAAAGAUUGCUUGACCACUCUGUGUGUGUGAGUUAAUGAGAAGGUCAGGAAUCCAGUGUCAUUUGAGGCAGUUAGUGACACAGCAGAACAUGACUGCAGAUUGCACCCCAAUUCGGGCUAGUUUUCUUGCAAAGGAAAUGAAGAUUGUCCAUAUGAAAUGUAAAUACAAUGUAUUAUUAUGAUCACUUAUGUGAAAACUUAUGUUCACAUGAAAACCUAUACACAAAUGAUAAUCCAGCUUUUAUCAUAACAGCCUUUGUUUUUGUUUUGUUGUGGUUUGUUUUGGUUUUGGGUUUUGUUGCCUUAAUUUUUUUUCAAAUUUUAAAACAAUAUAAUUCACUUUUGGGGGAGUGUGCAGAUCUGAGGGUUUUGACAAAUGCACAGCUGUGGAUCUACCACACGGCCAUGAUAAAGCAUGGCUCCAUCACCACCCCCAGGCCCUUGCCCAGUCCCAGCUCCUGCUUUCCAAAUUUCCUGGGUCAUGCUUUGAUAUCCAACCCCCUUCCUUACUCCCAAGGCCUGGCAAGUACUGAUCUGUUCCUUGGAUCUUUUUUAGAGUGCUAUGUAGAUGGAACUAUACAACACCUAGCCUUUUAUACUUGGUUUCUUUCACUUGGCAGAUUUGUUGAAGUUCACCCUUUUGCUGUUGCAUGCAUCAGGAGUUUGCUCCUGUUUAUUGCUGGGUGGUGUAGGUGUGUGUGCAGUUUAUUUAUCCAUUCUUGGACUCACUAAAGGACUUUUGGUUUGGGGCUGUUAUGAGAAAAACUGAGAUUAACAUUUGUAGAUUUUUAUAUAAAACUAACUUUUUAUUUCUCUUAGGUAAAUAUCUAGGAGUGACAUUACUGGGUCAUGUAAUACAUGUGUUUUUAACUUUAUGAGAAUCUGCCAAAAUAUGCCAUUUUGUGUUUCUGCCAGCAAUAUGUGAGCAUUCCAUUUGCUCCUCUUGCUGAUACAUGGUAUGAUUAAAUAAAUAAGAAAAAAAUUAGCCAUUCAAGUAGGUCUGUACUGGCAUUGCAUUGUGUUUUCAUUUGUAAUUUCUUAACAACUAAUGAUUUUGAACUUUUUUGUGUGUUUAUUUAUUGUCUAUAUAUCUUCUAUUGUAAAGUGUCUAUUCAAAUCUUUUGCCCAUUUCUUUGAACU